AUGGCCGGCAAGAGCAAGGGACGCACGGCCGCUGGACCGGACUGGUCAAUACGGUUGGGCUAUUACCGUCACAAACGCUUCGUCGUUUCUCAGAGCUUUAUUUUUCUUGCCAAUCUCCGAGAUCCCCGCGACUUUCAAGCGCUCGUCGUGCCACAUUCGGUUCACCCUGGGGCCAGUUCACGCGCGCACUGGAGAGAUAGGGCUCUUCUGAAUCCGCGCUUUACCACGAUCUGGGAGCCUUGGAAACGUUAUGUGAUGCAGAAAUGUGAGGGUGGCGACGGCGUGCUUCACCGCACCGUCUCGGCCGCUCUGCACGCCGUUUCUCGUGUCUUCACAAUGCGUGGCACAACAAAGAAACUCAGGCGCACAUCUAGGCGAGACUACAGUGACGGGGAAUACAUCCCAAGCUCACAGUCCCCUGAUCCUGCCGGGAUUGCAAGGGGAGAAAGGAUAAAGCCUCAACUCCAUGACUGGGUUCCGCACAACUCGGACGACAUUCCCUCAGUAAUACCGCCGGCCUUGCGAAAAGCCCUCGACACUCUCAACAGUGCGGAGAAGGCCGCUCAAGGGAACAUCGUGUAUCACGCUCAACUUGCGGAAGACGACGAACCAAGCGAAUUGCGAUGGGCCCUCAAAUGUUCCAUCUGCGACAAAUACUUCAUCGCCCAAUAUCACGGCAGCCCCGACAUCAGACACUUCAAAGCCCACGUCGCCGGGAGGCGGCAUGCGAGGAUCGAGCGGGAGCGAGCCAAACCGAGCCGAGCCAACAACGCCUUUGUCGCGAUCACCCCACCCGCCUCUUCCCGGCGGCCGGGUCGCCCUCGCGGGCGGUCGUCAUCCCCUGCGCCGCGCGCGGGGUCAUCGCGCGCACGCCUCGCGUCCGCGUCGCCGCCACCGCGCGGACGCCGUGCGGCGGGCGACGCCGUCGCGCGCUUCUGCGACAAGUUCGGGCUCAACGCCGACGACGCCUCGCUGCUCCGUGCCGUCGGCCUGGACGAGGCCAAGAUACGGGUGUUCGGGGACGUGUCGUCGGAGACGCUGGAUGCGCUUUUGAACGGGUUGAAGGAGGAGGGCAUGAGUGUCGCUGGGCGGGCGUUGGUGAAGUACGGCCUGCAAACGGGGAACGCGCGCGAAUCGUUCUUGCAUCCGUCGUAUAAUUUUAACCCUACAAAAAUCCCUGUGCCUUCUCGGCCCGCGCCGCCCGCGCGUCCGGGUGCUUUGGGGCUGCUUCAAGCCCCCGCAAUGACUGAUGCUGUAAAGCGGGCGGGACAGAAGGGGGUGAAGCGUAUUGUUGGCGCUCUGAAUGAAGAGGGAAUGGAGACCGCUGGGAUAAUAUUGGUUAGCAUUGGCCUGGAUCAGUGA
This is a messenger RNA of Epithele typhae, 1362 nucleotides long. RefSeq lists its product as uncharacterized. NCBI's taxonomy places the organism in Eukaryota, Fungi, Basidiomycota, Agaricomycetes, Polyporales, Epitheliaceae. Bases 1 to 1362 code for a protein of 453 amino acids. The transcript has 7 exons. The record is from RefSeq and is a predicted model, not a curated record.